AUGCACAAAGACUUUUUGUCGCCAGACAUUAAAGCAAAAGAUCUGGAGUACGUCCACAUUACAGCAACAGAAAAAGAGAUAGCCGAGGACCUUUUACAGAAAGGACAUUUGGUAAAGAAAAAAUGUAGAGACUUGGAAAAGAUUCACACGGAAAAUUUCUACGAGCUGAGCAUCCCGUUUCAAGGCCUCAAGACACUGACAACAGGACAGCGAUGUAGGCAAUACCAGCUUGCUAAAGUUGCCGGAAGUAAUGCAUUUUUAGGUAAGUCUUCUCUGGAAAAUUAAGUGAUCUUGGGCAAAAUUGUCAUUUUACUUUAGAGAGAUGAUAUUCGAAGUAAGAAUCCCUGGAAGCAUAAAGGGUAUUAAAAUAUUAAAAUAUUUGCCUUCAUCGUGAAUGUCAUUCUCGUUUAGGUAUCAAAAAUCGGGAUGAUUCCUGUCCACUUGGAAGUUGCAUCACAUGCGGAACCAACAGAGAAUGCUCCAAUCCACCGGUGUCAAGUUGCGAGUGUCCAUGCAUUUCACGGCUUGACUUUCAUUACUGCAGAAAUGAAUUCCCAGCCGGCAAGUAAGCACAUUUAAAAUAACAAGACAAACACGUCUUGACCAUUAUUGUACACAUACACUAGCUUUAUUGACUUUUAGUUUGUUAAUCUGUAUACAAUGCAACCAAUACAGAGCUUACCGCUGUACACUGUUUUCUAGAUCGUCGCUUCAAAUGUCGGGUUGUGCCAGAUCAAAAAGUUCAUGGGCACGAAAGUUUACCUAGAAAGAAUAAACCUAAACUGAAAUGGCAAAGAAAAUUAAAAAACAGAACAAAACAUGCUAAAAAGAAACAAACAAAUUAAAUAGUAGAUCUUUAACUAAAUUUGACCUUUGUGGUGAAUAUACACCUUUAUUUUUUUUCUGAGCUUACCGGCAAAAGCGGCCGGAAUCCUCCAAAUCCUGCAAUUUUAUUGGUUCCGAGACCGGGCGGCUUUUUACGAUCUUGCCCGCUAACCCGGGGGGAAUUGUUGGCAGCUUUAUUCACAAGUUGUUGUUUGUGAAUGAGCAGAACCGGUGAUUUUUAACCAUUUUUAAUUUAAAACUUGCGCUAUUAUUAGCAUUAGCUAGGGAAAAGUGAAUUUUGUUAUUCAGACAAAACAUCGGAAGGGAGAAUCAAGCAAGUCAGCCAGGAAAACCACUAAAGAAAAGCAAAACAGGAGGCUCGUAAUGUCGUAUCACUAGCUUUAUAACCUACGCUGUAAGUACUGCAAUCUUGCUCUUAUGCACCGUUGAUUCGACAUUUUUCCUCUGUUUGUAGCUUUGUUUUCCAUUUUGCUGUAUGAGUCUAGAUUCUGCGCCGUUUUUCAUUGAAUUUUGCCUCGCUAGUUAUUUUACUUUAAUUUCAGAAAUGGUUGUUGUCAACGACUGCAUGUAGCUGUCAAUCUUGAAUAAACACGCACGAACAACAGUUUCUCCCAAUACGGACCUCCCAGCCAGUGAAUAACAUAUACGUACUGGGACUAAAAUAAGCUUGUGCGUAACAUCUUAUCAGUUAAUACAAUACACCUAGAACAAUAUAGCGGGAUUCACCCAUCUCUGUAAGUAUGGCAUGGGGUAUACAGCACUGCACAUAUUCAAAGAUUAAUUAAUUAUUCGUCAAUAGUGGCCUAUUGCAGCUAUUAAAUAAUAGCAAGGCCUAGUGAGUCCAGCACCUUGAUAUUAGUUCGUCACCUAGCUAAGUCUUGUCACUUAUGUUAAAGUUCAGCCAGUAUUUAGCUUAACCCCUGUAUCAAGUAAGAGAUCUUUCCAUAAAGGAUUUCCAGAAACACUUACCCCAGUCAACAGUUAUCCCUAAUAUUCAAAAUAAUAGUUUAUUUACGAAAACGAUGAACUCUUUCUGUUUUUUUCCUGCAGUGUGUCCAUUUGUCCAGUACCAGCGCCUGUUGUCCCUUCUGAACAAGUAAAGGAUCCUUCCAUAAAGGAUUUACAGAAGUGCUUUGAUCCUCAGUGCGACAAAAAACUAAGUUCAGAUUCUUGUGAUGGAAUCGUGGGAUGUUACUGGUGUGUCCGCGAUAAAAACGAAGCUCCUCUUAAUGACAAAUACUGCGUCGACAUUAAUUCAUGUUACGGAGGAAAGGAAGGUAAGAGAUUAACUAUUAUCAUGAGAGAGAUAAUUAACAAUUAUUCUUUGAAAUCGAGGUGAAUAGUGGCUAAAUAUUUACCGAGACCCGAGGUAAAUAUUCCCAAAGCCACUAUUCACCGAGAUUGAAAAGAAUAAUUGUUUUAGUAUAUACACACGAAGUGAUCUUAACAAAAUCAGAGAGUAAACCGUUAAAAAGUACGAUUUGAUUGACAGAUAGAACUGACGCGUAAGUUUAAAAAUAGAUCUUUGCAGAAUUUCCUUACCUGAGAAGAAAAGUAGAGCUUUGUUGUUUUCUGUUGACUCGCCAAGUUUAUAGCCAAAAGGGUUUGUUGUGUCGUUCCUCGCAUGAAGUGCUGACAAAAAUGGCUGCUUGGUUGCUCGAGGUAAGACGUCGUCUUCCCGUAUCAUUCUUUUUCCUGUUUACUUGAAACGUAGAAUUUCCUUUUAAAUUUGUUUGUCAUAAAUAAACUUCGAUUUUUGAGCCCAAAUUUUCUUUUUAGGAAACGCUGAGUUAACGAAACGGCUUCUUCUACGCGAAUACAAGGGAGUUGUAAACAAUCCAUCGAGCACAAAACUCACCUACAGUAAAUUGAAAGACGCCGUAUUGAAGCCUUCCAAGUCUUUUCUUGCCUUACAAAAAGUCAGCCCUAGGAUUCUGUCGACUUCUAAAAGAUCGUUCUCUAAAAAAAUGGGAAAAACACCGAGCUCACACAUUAUCCACUCGCUAGGAGGUGAAUAUUGUUGAAUAGGCCGAGAUAGCGAGCCAAUCAGAUUGCUUAAAUCACCAAGAUCACUGCGUGUGUAUAUACUAAUCUGCAAUGGAACGAGUUAUAUCAAUAAUAAUGAAAUAAUAAAAUAACAAAUGUGACAUCAUCAUUAGGAUCAUCACUAUUUUCUUUUUCUAUUUAUUCAGCCUCAUCAGUAGCUGCAUCUAAAAACGAACCUGUAGUUCCAUCUUUACCACGUUCCCGGCCACUUCUCCACUUGAAUCGUUGCUGCUUCUGCUUCCACAUCUGCAUAUUCAAUAUCGACUGUUUUGCUUCAACUCCUGGGCGCCCUUUUAUCUUCACUGCUUCUGCUCUUACAUCUGCACUCUUAUCUCUCCUGUUUAAGGUUCGACACCCGCACUGCCAUCUCUACUGUUUCUGCUUCCACACCUACACUGCCAUCUCCAUCUUUCUGCUUCCACCUGCACUGCCAUCUUUAUACUGUUUGUUUCUGCUUCCAACCAGCACUUCCAUUCUCUACAGUACGGCUUCUGCUUACCGAAACCUGCCAUUCCAUCUUUAUUGUUUCUGCUCCCACACCUGUACUUCAUCUCUACUGCUGCUGCUUACCCAAACUUGCACUUCCAUCUCUACUGUUCUUGACCGCCAUCUCUACUGUUUCUGA
Messenger RNA from Porites lobata, 3517 nucleotides. NCBI's taxonomy places the organism in Eukaryota, Metazoa, Cnidaria, Anthozoa, Scleractinia, Poritidae. The record is from the annotation of a GenBank genome assembly.